AUUCAAACGUGUCCAUCCAAUUUCUUCUUCAACAUAAAUCUCUUCCCAUAAACAAAAUCAUCGAACAAACGUCCAAAAAACGGAUUAUCUUCUUCUUCUUCUUCUUCUUGUUCUUCCAAGAAAUCCAUUUUGCAAUUCUUGUUCAAUCUCAUACUCAAUCUUUCCUUCUUCAUGGUGCAAAGAAAAGCACCUGAUGCAAAUACCGUUGCUUCAUGCAUGGCCAUGGCUUCCUUUCAUCAGAUGAAGCACGCAGCCAUGGCGGAGACUCUGCCCAACUACAUGAAGCCCACCACCAGCUCCGACGCCAAGAAGCAGCACGCUUGUGUUUCCUCGUCGGAGGAUUUGAAGAAGAAGAAGAAGAAGAAGAACUGCAAGGCUUUGAGGAUCCAGCCCAAGAAGGUGAGCGUGAGAGCGACCUGCUCGUCGACUCUCAAGAGCUGCAAGUUCCCCGAGUUCCUCGAGCUCGGCCAUGGCGGCACAGAAGCCGAAGGGGCGUCUGCCGUCAAGGUCUGCCCUUACAAGUACUGCUCCCUCAACGGCCAUCUCCACGGCCAGGCCGACAUCCCUCCGCUCAAGACCUUCUUGGCUUCGAGGAGAGAGAGCAUGAAGCAGAGAGGAGCUUCGCCUUUCAGGAAGAGGGACACAGGGCAGGCGGCGGCGGCGAGGACUCGGUCCGGCUUGGAGAUUUCUUCCCUGAUCGAAGAAAUUGGCCUCGAUUUGUUCCUCGAACAGCCGGCGGCGGUCGAGGAGGAAGAUGAUCGGAAUGAUGCAUGCUCAGAUAGAAGCAGUGAUGGGGUUUAUAGCUUGGAGGCCAUGGCGGGUUUUGUCGAGUAUGUGAGCUGCGAUCGAGAUGUAGAGGAAGAUCGCAGCAAAAAGGAGAUCGAAGAUGGAAAUCAAUUCAUGGCCGAAUCCAUUGAUUUCAAUUUGGAAAAAGAAGAAGAAGAUGAUGAUGAUUAUGAAGAAGAAGCUGAAUUGGAGUCGAAGAAGAUGGAUAAAUCUGAGAACAACACACCCAAAGAGCAUGCUGUUCUUGAUCAAGAACAACCUGCCACUGAAGAAGAGGCCAGAAAUGAAGAUGUUCAGAUUACUGAUACAAAUGAUCAAGACCACAACAAUGGCAGUGUGCUCAUAGUGGCUGAUUCAAAUUCGAACAUCAUCGAAGAACAAACGGCUCCAACAGAUGAUCAUGGCCCCAAUGUGAGGCUGAUGCACAUAACAAGGAAGAGUAGCAGAGAUGAGGAGUCGGAGCAACUGAAAGGAUUCGAUCCCCGGGCACCGAACUUCCUGCCCGAAGAGCCAGACCCGGAAUCGGAGAAGGUCGACCUGAGGCACCAGAUGAUGGAUGAGAGAAAGAACGCAGAGGAAUGGAUGAUAGAUUAUGCUCUGCAGCAGACAGUCACAAAGCUGGGCUCUGCAAGGAGGAAGAAGGUGGCGCUGCUCGUCGAGGCCUUCGAAACAGUGAAUCCUCUUCCUCCAUUGCAAGCUUGUAGAUAAAACCAACAAGAGGUCUGUUGAGUGGGAACUAAACUAAACUGGUGUUAAUUGACAUAAAUAAACUGCAGGAAUGUCUGCAGAGAUCAAGUGUGGCUUAAUUAACUUAGAUAAGUAUGAUCAUGGUUAGUUAAUUAUUGUGAUUAAGUAAAGCUGUAUGAGUUUAUGGAGUCUGUAGAAGAUUAAAAGCAUGACCUACUCUGGCUUUUUACAA
Zingiber officinale is the source of this 1705-nucleotide messenger RNA. RefSeq names its product calmodulin binding protein PICBP-like. The transcript has a single exon. Lineage: Eukaryota; Viridiplantae; Streptophyta; Magnoliopsida; Zingiberales; Zingiberaceae. The coding region runs from base 172 to 1494 and encodes 440 amino acids. Gene Ontology annotation, molecular function: calmodulin binding. The record is from RefSeq and is a predicted model, not a curated record.